Molecule: messenger RNA, 3586 nt
Organism: Ornithodoros turicata
Lineage: Eukaryota; Metazoa; Arthropoda; Arachnida; Ixodida; Argasidae
Exons: 3
Coding region: 547-2814 (755 amino acids)
Biological process (GO): G protein-coupled receptor signaling pathway; cell surface receptor signaling pathway
Cellular component (GO): membrane
Molecular function (GO): G protein-coupled receptor activity
Source: RefSeq, a predicted model, not a curated record
GCGUCACACAUCCCCUUUCUGAGAUGCGGCGAGACCUAGGACCACCGACUCUUCAGCUGUCCCGUCGUUCCAUCAUAUACUGUGCCACCCAAAUUAGCGUCAUCACCCAGCGUCAAGAUGGCCCCGCGAUUGCAGCAAUCCUAGCGGGGAGAGCAACGAAGAUUGAUCGUAAACUCUUCGGCCCGGGGAGGGCCGCGGAAAAAGCAAUCAACGUCAGGAAAUAAGCGGCAAGAGACGAACACCAGGAGGAAGGAAGUGCGCAAGAAACCUCCGAAGAAAAGAACCGCAGCGAAAGACUCCGCCUCGAACCCGUAAACAAAUGAGCUGGCUCGAAGCCACCGGCGUUUAUGGCUCACCAGUUGGCAUAGUUCAUCGGUUCAAGAAGAAAUGUAUUCCAGUCAGAAGCCACACCCCGGCGAGUUAAGUAUGACUGAGUUAUGAAUGAACCUCCGCCAUCUACGAGUCAUAAAGCAAAUUGUUGCCCCCGCGGCUGUUUGUAGAGCAUCAGGGCGUCAGAUAAGACGUCUUUCAUCAUUCCCGUAGCGAAUGUCUUCUUUGGAGAUGCGAGUGGGGCUCAUCUUGUUUCUUUUUGCGUGUGCCGAGGCGUUCGAUGUUGAUUCUGUGCUGGGCGAGCGCGUCCGUGCUGGUCUUCAUGGAGAGGGCUGCCUGGACACGUGCUUCAACGAGACCGCGUUGCCGAAUAUGUGCGCCUGUGACUCCUCGUGUCAUUUGAGGAGAGACUGCUGUGCGGACCUCGCCUUCGGUGUGGAAGAAGGGGAACCCCGUUUGCGAUGUGUCUUUUCUUCGGGGAAACAGCUGAUGACUGUGGCCAACUGUCCCGCCUCGUGGAACGACAGCGAAACACGGUUGGUGUGCGAGCAGGGUAAAACGCGCAGUGCCAGUUACCUUCAAGACAUACCCGUGUACAGUGAAAGCUCCGGUGUGUUCUACCGCAAUACUUUCUGUGCACUGUGCAACGGAGACGUGGAACGUCUAUCACGAUGGUCUGUUCUUCUAGAUUGCGUGCCAGAUUCUGUAGCGGACGCUCUUCGAAAUGGGACCGCGAAUUCCGUGGGCUACAGUGCCGGUACGAAGAAUCUGGCCGUACGGGUGGGCAGGCAACGUGGGAGCUGUCGCAUUGCCGUGAAGGAGAUUCUGCGCGAUGAUUUCUACGACGCGUACAACGUGAGCAGAUGCUCGCUACCGCCGGUACGAAAGUGUCCCUCGGCUUACAAGGAUGACGUGAUCAGGACUAAGUGUGAGAGUUACACCGCUAUGGUUUACGAUCCUUCGAAGUUGCUGCGCUACCGCAACUAUCACUGCGCUCUUUGCAACGGUCGCACUGUGAAGACACUCGAAUGCAAGCCCCACGAGGAUAAAUCUGAUUCCAGAUUCGAACAGUUCGGAACGUCAUACGCGAUCGUUAUGGACUUUAGCCAGUUUGAGAUGGGUGGCGGUGGCUCUCGACGGAGGAAUUCCAUGAACCAGUGUGAGCCUCGGGAAGUGUACGAUCCUGUCUUAAAUUCUUGUCUUGCGGCUGCAUGUCCGCUCGGACGGACAUGGACUAACGGGAAGUGUGUAUCCACUGACAGGGAAGACAAGCCGAGCGAACAAAGCGAAACAGAAGUCGACUGUGAGUGGGUGUUUCUGCCUUCACAUUAUAUACGAAUUCUCGCAGACGGCUCGGGUCUUGUAACUCACAGGAACAUAACGCUAGCACCGACCCGUUAUCAGGUGACGAACGGGAGUGAUCGUGCAGUCGCCUGCAUUCCUCUCCAGGUACAUUUCAAACUGGACACGUAUCAAGGGAUCCUCUCGCGGGUCGUGCUUACGGUAUCAAUCUUAUGCCUCAUUAUGCACAUAGCCGUGUAUGCGGCCUUGUCCCAGCUUCGAAACAGGCCUGGCAAGAUUCUGCUGUGCCUCUCCAUCUCGGUGCUUUUAGCCCAAGUAACGUUCCUGGCAGGCAGCGAGUGGACCCAAGGGACGCGCCUCUGCUAUGGCACAGCUGUGAUGUCACAUCUGUUCCACCUGGCCGCUUUCUUCUGGAUGAACGCCCUCGCCAUUGACGUGCACCGGACGUUUCGUUCCUCUGGACGUCCCCCUUCUGCUACUUCAGCUUUCCUGAAGUACUCGCUCUACGGCACGCUAGGCCCCACAGCUAUCGUACUGACGUCGGGCCUCGUAGGGUACUUCGAACCUGCGAGCGAAUGGAGUCCUUCGUACGGCACGCCGUUCUGCUGGAUCAACAGACCGUGGGCCCUGGCGGCUUACUUCAUAGCACCUAUCUUCUUGCUGCUGCUGGUGAACGCCGUCCUCCUGGGCCUCACUGUUGCCAGCAUACAUAUGACCGAUAAGCAGGUGAAACUGGCUCGCAAAGAACAACAGCAACGCUCAUACCUGUACGCUAAAUUGGCUGUGGUCUUCGGGCUCACCUGGGUCUUCGGUUUUGCAGCGGCAUUUACAAACAUGCAAUGGAUGUGGUAUCCGUUCAUAAUCUUCUGUGGCCUUCAGGGUGCGUUCAUCUUCGUGUCCUUCACGUGCAAGCGCAGCGUGAGCCGCCUCCUGCGGCAAGCCAUCACUGGCAAGAAGGCCGGAAGACCUCGGGCGGACUCCUCCAACCUGACGUCGAUGCGGACGUCAAUAAUGACGUCAUCUACUGCUUUGGCGUCGAUAGUAAGAGGCAUCGGCGAGAAAGACCUCCGACGUGCGACUCCCACUCAGAGUCGUGAAGGAACGCCACUCAUCAAGAGGGCCUCCGCACCGCCGGUGACGCAGCAUAAAGUGGUGCAGCAGAAGGGUUCCUGUCCGACUUAGCAUAGAUAUGACAAAGUUUUCCGCUACGUGCAUGCCUUUCGCGUGGUUAUGUUUCAACUGUUGAGAUAUAAGAUAUUAGCCAGGUCAGAUAGUGCAGGUAAUAGUUGAAGCCAUCUUGAUGUUGAGCUGAAGUUGAACUUGAAGUUUCACUUUCGUUUUUUCGGCUAAGACAUGCGACCCUCCGUCGUCUGCUUCGUUGCAAGCGCGUGGCAAACUUCAUUGGUAUAUCAUUAUCUGUUUGUCUAGAUUGUGUUACGAAGCAGCUGGUGUUAACACAACGCCGUUACGAUAUAACAUACCAGAAUCAUUCCAUCAUGAUUAGAAAAGCGGAACCAGGAAGCAGAUGAUAGCGUAUAGUGUAAGCAGACGAUAGCCAAGCCAAGCCAAGCCAAUUCAACAUACCAUAGCCAAUCACAUACCGCUCAUACCUCAUGCGGACCUUAUAUGUCUUAUAUCUCUAUGGCUCGCUUCAACGUGUGCAGGGUGGCAAGCAGGAUGCUCGCUGUACAUAGCUUCAACCGUCGUUCCACUGUUGUAUUUAUAUUAAGGUUUACUUAGUAUGAAGUGACAGAUAUCUUGCUGCCAAUGUUGUAAAUAUACAUGCAGUAACUGAGUGUGCACCCGUGUAUUCAAGUAAACGAGUACACGGGGGAACAAUUGGUAUACUUUUGUCGCUUCUGUUGAACGACUUCCAGUCGGUGACUGUACCCAAUUAAUUGUACGAGAGUGAAUGUAAGAGUCGCUUUGAAAUAUAUGAAGACUAUAUUAGUGA